This is a messenger RNA of Tripterygium wilfordii, 1122 nucleotides long. Its product is annotated as protein RESPONSE TO ABA AND SALT 1-like. Gene Ontology annotation, molecular function: sequence-specific DNA binding. The coding region runs from base 189 to 905 and encodes 238 amino acids. The transcript has a single exon. Lineage: Eukaryota; Viridiplantae; Streptophyta; Magnoliopsida; Celastrales; Celastraceae. The record is from RefSeq and is a predicted model, not a curated record. Gene Ontology annotation, biological process: DNA-templated transcription.
GGAAGAAAAAAAACAACAGAAUUCUCAACAUUUUCACUUUGCAAAAAUACACAAAAACAAAACCCACCCCCAAAGUUAUCCUCCCCCAAUAUAUUAUUAUAAAUAUUACCUCUCCUUUUUAACCCUCUAUAAAUUCGUUCUACUUGUUCAAUUUUUAUUUUUAUUUUUAUUUGUCUUUACACUUCUCCAUGUCUUCCGGAUCAUCAAGAACUAGUACUACCACAAAUGCUGGUUCAUUCGAGUCAUUUCUCGAGAUCUGGCUUGUACGCCAAGAGCAUUACCUUGAGGAGCUCCUCUCCUCGCAACAACAUUCUCAUGAAUCCCGAGACGAGGAUCUUCGAGAAUUGAUCGAUCGCGUCCUCUCUCACUACCACCAAUACUAUGUCGAGAAAUCACGUGCUGCACAACGGGACAUCUUCCUGGUCUUCUCUCCAAAGUGGUUCACCACAUUCGAACGCACUUUCCUCUGGAUCUCCGGGUUCAAGCCAGGACUCGUGUUUCGACUGGCCUAUGAAACAAUCAAAGAUUUAGCAGAAGAUCAGAGGGUAAAAAUUGCAAACCUAUCGAAGGAGACUAAAGUGCAGGAGCGAUCGCUGAACGACGAAUUGGCCAAAAUUCAGGAGAGCGUGGCGUCGCCGCCGUUGUUGGAGGUGGCAAGAACGCACGGAAGAGUGAGCGACCCAUUAGUGGAGGCGGCAGGGGCAACGGAGACAAUGAGAUCGAGUAUGGAGUCAGUGGUGGCGAGUGCGGACUUGUUGAGGAUGACUACGGCGGUGAAGAUGGUGGAAAUACUGAAUCCUGUGCAGAACGUGAGGUUCUUGGCGGCUGCGACGCAGCUUCAGCUUAGGAUCAGGAGUUUGGGCUUGCAGAGAGACGCUGAAAGAGGCGUCAACGACUCACUCUGAAAUGCUAGAAAAGAAACUGUGACGAGAUUAUAUUACUUGCCUGUCUUUAACGGUAUGGCUAGGGAAUUAACUAGUUGAUCAGUAUUUCAAGUUUGUUUGGUGAAGCCAUGGAGCUUGUAGUUGUGGUAUUCCUAUACAGAAUACGGUAUUUAUGUACAGUUAAAAUAAUUAUUGUAAUUAUAUAUUUUGUAUUUAUGCAGUUUGGUUCCUUUGAUAA